UUAUUAUUAAUAAUGUUGAUACAUAUUAAACUAGCCUACUCAAAAUGAAGCCAAGUAGAGUACCUGGUUUAAAAAUAUAGUACUGUACUGAGGAACAGAAAUCAAAAUCGUAUAUGGUACACUGCAACGCUCAAGUUUCGACAUCUGGGUAACUAAGCUGUACUAAAAACUUAUAAUAAUAACAAUAAUAGAUGGAUGGAUUUAUAUAGCGCAGAUAAACGAGGUCUCCAUGUACUUGGGACUAGAUGUUGCACUUUUCAAUAGCUUUCUCCUCCCCUGAGGGUCACUUCAUGUCCACCGCAGUCCACGACAGGGGCCGAGUGAACCAGUACACCAGAGUAACCCCCUACUUAACUCGAAAGAUGUACUGGGUUCUUGCACAUGAGCAUUUGUGUACACUGGGCCUACGGUUUAUAGUCCUUAUCUGAGAAAACUUGUUCUACCACCAGAACUAUAGGAGCGAGCGGGCCGCGAACCUGUGCCGAAAUUGUUGGCUAUGAUCAUGGUGCCCCUGCCUUAACCGCUCGGCCAUUUGGCUCACUCAAAAUUAUGUUAAACUGAGGGCACCAUUGAAAAUGUUGCUUCCUAUUGGCUAAAUCUACGACAGCCAUCUUGAUGGCACACACACGCAGCUUUGCAUGUUUAGAACAUUGAAUGCAUUGGAGUUAGCCCUCUAAUAUUCUUAUCAUAACUCUAUAGUUACACCAUUACAAAAAAGUUACAUAUAAGAUGACCUUUGGGAUUGACCAUCGAAAACCCUAAAUACUGGCACAUGAACUAAAUUAUGUCAACUGCUUUCACAUAAUAAUUUCAUUUUAAAAGGCUUACUGUACAUUGUUUGAUUAUGGCAGUGAAGGCGGCGCCCCAGGAUAACCCUACAUGUCUGUAUCAGACCCAUAAUAUUGACAUUGUGAAUAGUGAUACUGAUAGUGGUGGACCAAUUUUGUUUCAAAAAUAGAUCUCAAUUGCUAUUUGGGCCUGCAUUUUCAUACCUUUUUAGAAAAAACAACAAUUGUUAAAAAAUGAAAUUGGUGGUAUGUGGGUGACAAAUUGUGUUAAAAAUUUUUUUUUUUCUAAAGUUAAAAAUUUCUCUACAUUUCUUCUUGUAAGUCCUCUGACAGUCAGUGAAGUUUUAGGGGGUUAGGUAGUACAACGUCUCUCCCCACAAAAUGUCAGCCAGUAUAACUUGUUUAGAAACUGACAUUUGCCAAUAACAUCAGUGAAUUCAAAAACGUGUUCUGUGUUGUCUGUGAUGGUGAAAUUAAGCAAAUAGAAAAAAAACUUUGUUAAAUUUAUAUUCUAGGUCCAUACUUUAGUUGUAUUAUUAAUACUAUUUUCAAUUUCAAUAGGAUAAUUAGCAUUUACCUCCUCAAUUAAAGUUGUUUAUCAAAAUUGCAAGUCUAGAGCCCUCUUCUCGGCCCUCACCAGUGUUUAAGUGAAUUAUUUUUUGUUUGGUAGCAGAUCAGUUGGCAGUAGCCAGUGCUAUUGAGAAGGCAAUGCAAAUUUCUCCAGGAUUUACAGACAAUGUUUGCAUGGUAAACAAUAUGGUUCAAAGCAGUAAUGGUACUACAAUUGGAUGUCAAUUUGUCAACAGCAAUAUUACUGACUCAGUGAUUAACAUAUUUAAUAACACAAUUCAAUUACCUGCUACACAAGGUAAUCAGAAGUAUCCUGAACAUGUGAUUUCAUUAGACCCAGAGCACCAGGAGCAGCAAAGACGAGAUUUAAUUAUUAAAGAUUCCUUGACUAAAAGGCAAAAGCAUUUGUAUCAGGAAGUGAAUCAAAUGACACCAACCAUCUGGCAUGAAGAUCAUGAAGUAGAUAUUGCAGAAGUAUUCACUGAACUCAUCUUAAUGCAAUCUAAAAAAGAAGACAAAGAAUCACAAGCCAAGUCAACAUCUAAACAAAAGAAAGGUAGACCCACAUCUUUAACAGAGGUAUUAGGUGUCAUUAAAUCAAGAGAAUCUUGUAAGGUAUUAAUAACAGGCAAAGGAGGAAUGGGUAAGACUACACUCCUUAGAUAUAUUGCCUAUCAAUGGGCUACUGAUGGUAUAGAUAAUGCUUUUGCUAAUAAAGUAUUGUUUCUGAUAAAUAUUAGAGACCUAACAGCUGGUGAAAAGUUUUUAGACAUAAUUAUGAAGGAAAUUGAUUUGAAAAAAUUAAUAUCAAAGAACAAAUUGCCACCCAAUUCCGUUGAAGAUUUUCUGGUCACCCAUGCUGAUGAAAUAGUGAUUUUGUUAGAUGGAUAUGAUGAGCUAGAAAAAGGUGCUAAAGAUCCAAUACAUCUGUUCAAAGGAAAUGAAUUGAGUGAAUGCACCGUGUUGAUGUCAUCCCGACCUGACAACAUAGGUAAAUUUUUCAAAUGGUGUGAUAUACAUAUUAAAGUAUUGGGGUUCAGUCCAAGAAACAUAAAGAAAUAUAUACAUAAGCAUUUUGUUUCAAUUGGUAAAGCUGAAAUCAGUGACUCACUUGUUAGGGAGUUUGGACUUGAUAAAUAUGUAGAUGAUGGUGAUGAUAGUUAUUAUUCUGAUAAUUAUAGUGUUUAUGCAAAUGAUAAAUAUAAUGAUGAUUAUUUUAAAUGGUAUUAUGACGAUGAUUAUUUACUUAUUGGUAAGGAUCUUUUGUUUGGUGAUGAUCACAAAGAAGCAUUUGAAUUGUGCUCAUCUCCACUGUUAUUGCUUAAGAUUUGUACCAUAUGGGAAGAGAAGCAAUGCCUUCCUACAGAUUUGUCAGAUCUUUUCAAGGAAUUAUUUUGUUCCAUUUUAAAUCAAUAUCAAAAUAGAGGAGGCAAUGAAAGUUCUAUUUCCCAGUUUGAGAGAAUUCCAGAGGAAUACAGACAUGCCAUUCAAAUAUUAGGAGAAUGUAUAUAUGAAGGUCUAAAGGAAAAUAAACUGUCCAUUGACAAAUAUGUUUUGUUAAAGAAAACAAAGGAUAAACAUUUGGUAUGUUUAGCACUGGAUUUUGGAUUUGUUUAUAAAGAGAGCCCUGUUUACCCAGGUGAUGUAAGAGAGAUUUACACUUCCCCGCAUAAAUUAAUUUCAGAGUCACUAGCAGGAUUUUACCUGUUUGAACAAAUCCAAAAAGGGAGCUUGAAAGCUGAAGAAUAUGAGGUGAUAAGAUGUAAUGAGUAUUUACAAAUGACAAGAGUAUUUACAAUAGGAUUUCUUGGUGCAGAUGCUUGUAAAUUGUGUAAACAUUGGUUGAUAAUCAGGGCCUCAAAUUAUUACUCUAUAGCACAAUGUUUGAGAUAUGUAAAAAAGGAGUUUGAAGACCAUGUACUACAGGAAUUGGAUAAACAAAUGUCUAAUGAAAUGAAAGAACGUUGUGAGCAAAUGCAGGAGUCUGUUAAAAGUGUUCUUGAUGAUGAAGACACAUCAAAUGUGCAUUUAUUUACACUUAUGAAAAAAUAUAAAUAUCUUCAUUACAUACAGGUAGAUAAACCAUUUCCUGUGAUAAAUACAUCCAAUGAAGAAUCUUUAAGAAAUUCUUGCAGAAAUAUUGUACACAACACAGUUGUACUACCAAGGGUAUACAAAACACAACGGUUUUUAAGAUAUAUUUCAGAGUGUGAAAAUAAAGAAAUCAAUAUUCUAUCAGCUGAGAUGAAAAACCUACAUUUAACAUAUAAUCUCACUAAUAUGAUAAUAGACUUCAAUUGUAGUUCAUCAUUUUUGGUUCAUUUCCUGAAACAUGCAAAUAACCUAUCUAACUUGACUAUGAAUCAUUUUCUUACAGCAUCUGAAUUUAGUUUAGUUAUCAAUGAAUUACACAAGGCACAUGUAAAGUUGAAAUUAACAUGUCUUGAUAUAAAUGAAAAUGACUUGGCUUCAAUCAGUGGAAGAACAUUAGCUUGCCUUUUAAAGGUCUGUAAAGACCUAAUUUUUUUUGGCAUGAGGCAAUGUAAUUUAUCAGGUAGUAUUAUUAAUGAAAUGAUGGAUGAAUGUCAUAGGAUGAAUGUAGUAUUGAAAGUGAACAUGCUGUCAUUGAGGGACAAUGACCUUUCAGAUAUUAAUUGUAAAUCACUUGCUGAGUUUUUUAGGGUGAUUUACGACCCUUAUACCUUCAGAUGGCGUGAUUACUCACUUACAUCUGAUAAUCUUGAAAAGCUGGUUGAAUCAAUAUUUGAGAAUGAGACAUUAAAUUGGAAAAGGAUAGACAUGAGUAAGACUAACCUAUCUUCAAUCAGUGGAAGAACAUUAGCUCGCUUUUUAAAGGUCUCUCCACACCUGAUCUAUAUUGGAAUGAGCCAUUGUAAUUUAUCAGGUAGUAUUAUUAAUGAAAUGAUGGAUGAAUGUCAUAGGAUGAAUGUAGUAUUGAAAGACAACAUACUUACAUUGGUCGGUAAUGAUCUUUCAGAUAUUAAUGGUAAAUCACUUGCUGAGUUAUUUAGGGUGAUUUUUAACCCUUAUUACGGGUAUAUCUUCACAUGGAGUGAUUACUCACUUUCAUCUGAUAGUCUUGAAAAGCUGGUUGAAUCAAUAGUUGAGAAUAAGACAUUCAAUUGUAAAAGGAUAGACAUGAGUGGGAUUAACUUAUCUUCAAUCAGUGGAAGAAAAUUGGCUCGCCUUUCAAAGUUUUUUCCACACCUGAUCUAUAUUGACAUGAGUAAUUGUAAUUUAUCAGGUAGUACUGUUAAUGAAAUGUUGGAUGAAUGUCGUAGGAUGAAUGUAGUAUUGAAAGACAACAUGCUUAGAUUGAAGGGCAAUGACCUAUCAGAUAUUGAUAGUAAAUCAUAUGUUGAGUUACGUAGGGUGAUAUAUGAGGAUACUUGCAUCUGAUCAUCUAGAAAAGCUGGUUGAAUCAAUACCGUACUCGCACGAAUAUUCGCCCGGCCGCUUCAAAUUUUUUUACACAUUUACUCCAACGGGGCAUUUAUUCAAAGAGGGCGCUUGUGUCUUGUGAAAACAGAAUGGAAAUUGAAGGGACGCUAAGGCUAUAUGAAAAUAGAUGAGGGGGUUUUUAUGGGAACUUGGAAAAUUCAAAGGGCACUUUUUGAAUGAAAAGAGAGAUUAUAAAGGGCAUCUAGAAACUGAAGAUAAACAAAUGGUUCUGAUGCAGAAAACAUAAUCGUCCAGUAUUAAUAUUAUACAACAAUAUGUCUUUCUAUAUUCUUCUGUUAAUUUUCUACUUCCCAAUCAUUUUUGCCAUAUUUUUAAGUCUAAUCUCUCUCUGCACGAACAUUUCACUCAAUCCAGGUCUUUAAUUCAUAUUCCAAAUCAUAGGACAAAUUUUCAAUUUAACAUUCGAUUUUCUGGUCCUAAGUUAUGGAACGACCUACUUCUCUCAAUUGUUAAUUAACAUUCAAUAAAAAAAUUUUCAGCUAAAAUAUUAAAAAAAACACUUUAUUGCCAAAUAUCAAUAAUUCUCCUAUAAUCAUUUCUUCCCAUUCUAUUUCUUGUGAUUUGUCGUCUUGUCUGUGUUGUAUGUCUUUUCUGUUUCUGAUGCUUCUUGUUUCGUUUUACUGUACUCUUGUCUCUUGUUUCCAGGCUGGGCCAACACAAGGUUAUUGCAACCUUCUCGGGCAUUUGCCUUCUUCCCUUCGCAUUAUGUGUAUGCCAAUUUAUUAUUAUAUUCUGCAAUAUUAUAUUCUCUACUAUAUAACUUACUUUUCAUUAUAUGUUAUGUUUCAAGGAAGUAAAUAAAUGUUCUUUUGAAUUUGAAUUUGAGUAUAUUUGUCUGAAUUGUGGGCUUACUAAGAUGACAAGGGGUGUAACAACUUCCUUGAUUUGGAACGGAUACUUCGCAACUCCUUAUUUAGGAAACAAGCGCAGGGGAGAGGGUUGGUGAGCAUUGAUAUUAUGAAGAUGAGUAUAGUACUUGACACGACUCCCAAGGUAGACGUUGUAAACAACUUCUUUUAAUUCUUAAAAGUAACAGUUAUUAAUUCAAAUAUUUUUGAUUAAAUUUGUAUUAGCAGUGGUGUCAACUUCAGAGGAGUGCAUUAACAGCAAUUUCCUACAGUUGUCCCACACCCAGUCUAUGCCUACUGGCAAAGUCAAGUACCACAUAUAUGUGACCCUAGCAAUGAAAAUCCGUAUCAUUGUAACAAAGUUAUCUGCCUGUAAUUUGCCUUUUGUUCACAGUAGAACUGCAAGUUACAAAUUAUAAUCAUGACAUUAUUUUAAGAUACUGUUUUAGGUUUCAGGUUUGAAAUAACCAUGCAGAACAAUUUACUCCAUUUAUAAUUAACUGUACUCUACUCGAUGACCUCAACUUUUGUCAGUGAUUAAUUACCACUCGAUGCCUGCGGGCACAAGUAAGAAUCCAAAUCCACAAAAUUUUGGAUUUUUUGAAGUAGCCUUAUUCAAUUCAAUUUAUUGACGCUACAAAAGCCAUCAAGGGCUAUUAUCUGCAAGUAACAAAACAAAAAACCGGAAACUUUUCUUAAAUUACAACCACCCCCACUUGUCUUGUUCAGUUAUGCAGGAUUUAGUAAUUCAAGUUGUUAAACUUCAUGAAAGUAUAACUCGCCUGUAUAACACUUAAUAUACGGUAAAUUUUAGUAUAUAAUAAUGCCUUUGCAUUCGCUGACAAUGUCACUGACGCUGGGAACAGUCACAAAAGUAGAAAAAGUGGGAGGGCCGUUCAUAUUCUUUUGCAGGGAUGUCAUAAAUUAAUUUGAUAAUCAAUACUUAAUGAGACAUUGUUGAAGUACCAUAACAUUACAUGAUUUCCAACUGACUCUACACUAUCAAAAAUUAUUUAAAAAUAACUGAUAUGUCCAUAUUUGGGUUUAAUAUGAUAUCAUCUUGUCCAUAUGGGUAUCAUCAGACCCAUAUAUGGGUACAUCAGAAAAAUAUGUCACAUAAACAAAAACAACUACUAAAUCAUAAAUGAGUAAAUAUGCUAUGAUGAAGUAUGCAUUGUGUUUUAUAUUAUUUAAUACAUUUAGUUAAUUCUGAAAUAUUUUUUAUGUUUUAAAAAAAAUUAUCAUUGAUAUUUACUGUAGCUGCAAAUCUACAAUGAUAUUUUGAAAUACAACUUGAACUUGUGCCAAACAUGUGGUAACCAACAAAAGAAUGAAACACUACAAGUAUAUGGAUUGAUUGGUUUUUUGUUGCAUCAUCCAGCCGAUAUGUGGGCAUAUAUCACACAAGUUUGUGAAUUUCAUACAACAUAAUAUAAAUCUGAUAUCACAAUGCUUCCGUUUUGUAGGUAAUUAUUUAAAUCCCAGUCAAAACUAUAAUAUGAUAAAUGAGUAAAUAUCUUAUGAUAAAGUAUUUUGUGCUUUGUAUAAAAUUCACUUGGUUCUUUUUGAAAUUUGUGGUAAUUUUUUAAUUUGUGUCAAAAAUUUGGUAAACUGCAACAAUAGAAAACAUUGACCGGUAUAUUAUGGCUUCAGUAAUUUUGUUUAAUGUCUGUGUUCUAGAUAUUUUAUCUUCUAAAAGAAAUUUAACCAUACUGUAUAUUCAGUGUUUCAUGUGCAAACAGUCUGCACACCGUCGUGUUGCUUCUGACAGUCUCCAUCUUGUGUCAGAUUACAAAAAAACAAAAUGGCUGAAGUUGGUCAUUUUUAUAAUUGUAUAUUUAUAAGAAUUUAUAAGUCCUAAUGUUACUGUAACCUAAAUCAUGAAUAUGAUUCUAUGGAAUGAGAUUAUGAUUUGUCACCCAGAGUCCCUUAGCAUUUGACAGACCAAUAAUAAUUUUUGACAGACCACAGGUUGUGUAAAGCUGACCUAAAUUAUGAAUAUGAUUCUAUGAAUGAUCUGCUUAUUUUACAGAAUUUGUCAUUUACACAUAGGGAUAUCAAAAAAUAUAUUAGGCCCUAAAUAAUUGUUAUUAAAAAUAUAUUCAAAAUUGUAUGACUGACUAGAUAUUUUCAGGUCAUGCAAUUAUAUUUGAUUGGUUUGAAAUUGGUUUUUUUGACCUUGAUCUGGAGUAACACACUCAAAUGCAACCUAAGAAGUAAUUGAUAGAAUGAAAAAUCAUUCUAGAUUCAUUAUUGUGGUUUAUAACACACAAAUAGGUCCUUGUUAUUUGAUUGGUAGAUUUUGUAUCAUGUGACAUUAGGAUAUUUACACCCUUUAAUUUCUUAUGAAAAUUUCGUUUCAUCCAUGCA
Molecule: messenger RNA, 8059 nt
Organism: Anneissia japonica
Lineage: Eukaryota; Metazoa; Echinodermata; Crinoidea; Comatulida; Comatulidae
Exons: 5
Coding region: 1497-4778 (1093 amino acids)
Source: RefSeq, a predicted model, not a curated record